This is a messenger RNA of Conger conger (European conger), 1424 nucleotides long. RefSeq lists its product as uncharacterized. Lineage: Eukaryota; Metazoa; Chordata; Actinopteri; Anguilliformes; Congridae. The transcript has 4 exons. Bases 193 to 1047 code for a protein of 284 amino acids. The record is from RefSeq and is a predicted model, not a curated record.
ACUGUGACGUUUAAGCAACGUGAUAACGUGCGCUUGCUGGGGACGGCUCGCUAAGUACUUCCGCUUAUUUUCUUAAAUCUCUUUAUGAAGUCUCUUUACAGAUCCCAGAAAAAGGAGGUUUCAUAAAGAGCUUAGCAAUUCGUUUGAUUGCAACGUUAGCUAGCAAAGUUAGCUCGCUAGCUUGCGACAUCGAUGGCUCAAAACAAUGGAAAUAGUUCUCAUUGGUCAAUACAGCGACGUGUGGAAGGUUUGGUGAAUAAACACAUGGCAGACAUGGCACUCGAAACACUACAACACAGGCUUAGUGCUGUAUCAGAAGAAAUUAACCAUCUGGCAGAAGAGGCCGCAACAAGACGUGCUGAAGAUGUCCAGAUACGUGCAGAGGAUGUCCCAAGGCGUGCAGAUGUCACUUUUGAAGUGGAAUCACAGUCAGAUAUGCACCACUCCGGGGGUGUUGGGGAAAAGUUAAUGCCAGCAGCCGCUUCUUCAGAGACGGCGUCACAGAGGAAAAUAAUUUCGCUUUUGCUGGAGAUUAAGGAAGAGCAGCAGAAACAGUGGGCUGUUUUAAAGGAGCUGCAAACCAGGAUGCAGGGCCCGGUGUGCGAGGAAGAGUUUGAAGCUCUUGACAUCGACCUACCGCUGAGGUCAAUGGAGCAACUGGACGAAACGGAGAGACAUUUGGAGGAUGCUGGAGCACAGAAGAAGAUGGUGUCACAUUUGUCCCGCAUGGGAGGGGCCACGGUGGACGACGCUGUGCGUCGGCUGAUGCAGGCCGUGCUCUCCUUCGGGGUCGGGUCCGAGCUGAACUGGGUCGGCCGAGGCCAGAAGAGGAGUUUUCGAAACACCCGGCUCCAGGGAGUCCUUUUCCGUGCUCUAAAGCGAACUCCAGUUGGAAAGGAGGCGACACACCACCAGUUUGCAGACGUAGUAAAAAAAUGGCUACGAUUCGCCCCCUUCAGGCAAGGGGGAAGUGGGCGGCGGCAACAUUACAAACCUUCUGUCGAAUUCAUGCCCUCAGUAAGCCACAUGACACUCUUGCCAGAUUGAGACCACAGUUUAGAUUGUAAUUGUUUUCAUGCUUCUUUGUUUAACCAUGUGUGGAUUAAAUCAUUUAUCAACAUAAGUAUAUAACCAAAAAAAAAAACAGGAAAUCACUUUGUGUGUUAAAUCUCAUCACUUUUACAAAACGUAUUAAAAUUGUGAAAGAUUGCUUUCUAAACAUAUUUCAUAUGUUUGCUCUCACAAUGUAACCAAGUGCUGUUACUCAUUAAAGUUUUCCCCUUUAAACUCGAAUUGUAUUGUGACCAAACAAGCAGUAUUUGUUUUUUGAAUUCUUAUAUUUGGAAAAUAUUAUUUGUGCCGUGACAGUGUCCCGUAUAUUGAUUUCAAAUAAAUGUCACACUAUUACUAUGUUCAUGAGCAAA